This is a messenger RNA of Durio zibethinus, 1163 nucleotides long. Its product is annotated as endonuclease 4-like. Lineage: Eukaryota; Viridiplantae; Streptophyta; Magnoliopsida; Malvales; Malvaceae. The record is from RefSeq and is a predicted model, not a curated record. Gene Ontology annotation, molecular function: endonuclease activity; nucleic acid binding. Gene Ontology annotation, biological process: DNA catabolic process.
AAGGGUAUAAAAGGAAAAAAGAGAUGCAAAUGGAGAGGAUGAUAUUUCAUUGGAUCCUUAAGCUUUAGUGGCCAUUAAAGGCCUGUUAAAUCGUACUGAAGUAGGUAAUCCAAACGGCUUUCACUGGCGAUUGAAGCUAUGAUGUAGCCUAAGCCCCUUGUUUACGAAAAUAUAGGUUCUCUUUUUCCCGGUGAUCCAAGACAACAUAUUUUGCGAAUUCACCAAACGGGUUUUAGAAGAAUGGGUUGGCAUGAGGUACUAUGGAUUGGAAGGAUUCUUGUUCUUAUGCAAUUGGUUCAUGGGGUAGUUGGUUGGGGAAAGGAUGGUCAUUAUGCUGUUUGCAAGAUAGCCGAGGCAUAUCUUACUGAAGAUGCUCUGGUUACCGUUAAGGAACUGCUCCCUGAUUCGGCUGGAGGUGAGCUUGCAUCUGUAUGCUCCUGGGCUGAUGAUAUAAAGUGGUACUACAAGUGGCACUGGACUAGCCCCUUACACUAUGUUGAUACCCCAGAUUUCAAGUGUAACUAUCAAUACUGCCGGGACUGCCAUGAUUCUGCUGGACAUAAAGAUAGUUGUGUAACUGGAGCAAUUUUCAACUAUACAAAGCAACACUUUUCAGCAUAUCAGGGAUAUGACCCCCAAUUGAAAUACAAUUUGACGGAGGCACUUAUGUUCUUAGCUCAUUUUGUGGGGGAUGUCCAUCAGCCAUUACAUGUUGGCUUCACAGGAGAUCUAGGUGGGAAUACAAUUACAGUUCGUUGGUACCAUAGGAAGACAAAUCUACACCAUGUUUGGGAUACCAUGAUAAUUGAUUCUGCAGUGAAGACAUUCUAUGGCUCAGAUCUUGCAAUAAUGAUUCAAACCAUCCAGAGGAAUAUUACAGAUGCUUGGUCCAAUGAUAUAUCAUCAUGGGAAUAUUGUGAAUAUAAUCAAACUGUUUGUCCUAACCUAUAUGCUUCUGAAAGUGUUAGGUUGGCAUGUACGUUUGCAUACAGGAAUGCCACACCUGGAAGCACCUUAGAAGAUGAUUAUUUCCUCUCUCGGUUGCCUAUUGUGGAGAAGAGGCUUGCCCAAGGUGGGAUUCGUCUUGCUGCUGUUCUCAACCGAAUAUUUGCUUCUGAAGUGAAAAUUGCUCGAGCAUGAAGAUAGAUGACCAGACGCAUCUG